UGGAAUAAUCUUUCGCUGUGUAAAUGGGACGUCACUUUUGUCAUAUGUGGAUAAUUUUCGAUUCGUAGAAAUGUCAGGCUCUGAUAGUGAUUCCUUUUUAAGCGCAGAUGAGGAUUACUCCUCUCCGAAGGCUCAAAUUAAACCAGCGAAUUCGCCGAAUGCUUCACUUGGCCACAAUAAAUCCGUCAAACAAAAGAAACUACAAUGCCACGACGAUGCAGGUGGAAUUGUAGAAGAAAACAAGCCCAGACUUUCAACGGAAGAAAGGACCCAAGACAACAAUAAUAGCGAUGAUGGGUGGGAUGACUGGGAUGAUGAUGACGAUAAUCAAAAUAAUCCCAUUUCCGAAAAGAAACUUUCUGCGGAGAAGUCGAAAGGCCAGAUUGAAAAUUCAACUUUAGGAGCCUUAGAUAAAGCAAAGCCAAGUAAUGAUAACGAUGGUGACGGUUGGGAUGAUUGGGGAGACGAUGAAGAUGACAAUUUGAGUGUAGAAACUUCACAUUCCGAGUUGAAAACAGCUUCUAAAACUAAAACACAAAUGCCAAGUUUAUCUACCACCGCCUCCAAUGAACCAGGAAAUAAUGUUUCUUCUUCAUAUGAUACAUUGCCCGUAUUAAGAGAACUGCAAAGCGAUAGCAGGAAAACACAAUACACAAAAGAUCACAAAACCGAAACAGAAAGAAGAGAAAACGAAAUUGUAGAAAAACCCGAAUCUUCUUGGGGUUGGAAAAAUUGGGGUGGAGUGGUAUCGUUUUUAUCAAACGCAACGGAAGGUGUCUCAACGCUCACUUCGCAAGUAAGUCAGGGUUUCUGUAAUGUACUCGAGAAUAGCAUUGGCGUACCAGAUCCAGAGGAAAUGGCUCGCAUAAAACAUGAAGAGGAAAAAAAUCAGACCAAAUCUACCGAUAACAGUGGUAAUGAGAAGAUUUUAGUAAAAAAGGACAGCAAAGAAGACCUGAUUCGAAGCAGUGUUGGAAAUUUGUUGACAGGUGUUACCCAAAUUGGUAAUAAAGUUAUUACUGGAGGAUUAGACACAUUAGAGGGGAUUGGAAAGAAGACUAUGACCAUCUUACAAGAAAACGAUCCCCUUCUGCUAAAUAAGAGAAAGCUACUAGGAUUAGACGGUGACAAACCAGUACUAAGUCAGAUUUUACGGGAAGCAAAAGAAAAGUCUGAAGAAACAGAAAAUAAACUGAAGCAAAUACAAAAGAAUUCGUACAAAAAGCAAUUGCAUUUCGAAAUGCUUUUUGAUCAUUAUCAUGGAUUAGUUCAUUUAGAAGCGUUAGAAAUGCUUUCGAAGCAGUCGUCGCUGAAACUGCAGUCUUUGUUGGAACCACUAACAGGAAAAGCUCUUGCCGAAAUGCAAGAAACUCUAAAUGAAGUGAAGGAGCUGUGUGAUUUGGGAGAAUUGGAUGAAGAAAACGAUUGCUUGUCAGGUGCCGUUGAUUUAAAAGAAAAAUUAGCUGCCGCCACUGAAGACCUAGGCAUCGAAGUGGAUUUCGCUGAAUUAGUCAAGUGUUGGGAGGGUAACUCUACAUCAUUGGCGAAAUUAGAAGACGUUGAACCCCAGGAGAUAUAUAACAAAGCUUUACGAUGUCUUGCGGAAACAACAGCAUUAAUUGUUAGCAAAAUGCAUAAAAUUGCAGAACUGAUUCUUAUACAAGAUCAUCACAGUACUGCGAAUGAGGCUGACAGUCUAGUGCAGUUGACUCACAUUUUCUGUUUGCAUUUGCGCUCCAUUGCUAAUCUUUUCGGGGCAAAAUUGAACACUUAUGAAACUACUGAAGAGACUAGUUCUCUGAUAACCAGCAUUUUUCUUGAGGAAUCUAGUAGCUCCUCCUACGUUAAGAGUGCUUUUCAGUUAUUCAUUCCGAUUCUUCAAAUGGGGGCUGCGUAAAAUAUGCUAACGACAGGUUUAAAGGUAUAAUUUUAAUAUGAAUGUUGUGUAUUUAGUAAUAAAAAAGAAAUUUCUUCAAUUUUUUUUUUCAAUUUUCGAACAAUAUUACUUGUUUUGUAUGUCUUAACUGUUAAACAUAAUGGGCUUAUCCUAUUUCAGAAUAAAGAAUAAUUCAGAUUGUA
Messenger RNA from Hermetia illucens (black soldier fly), 2079 nucleotides. Its product is annotated as protein FAM114A2. NCBI's taxonomy places the organism in Eukaryota, Metazoa, Arthropoda, Insecta, Diptera, Stratiomyidae. The coding region runs from base 71 to 1897 and encodes 608 amino acids. The transcript has 7 exons. The record is from RefSeq and is a predicted model, not a curated record.